Molecule: messenger RNA, 846 nt
Organism: Aspergillus welwitschiae
Lineage: Eukaryota; Fungi; Ascomycota; Eurotiomycetes; Eurotiales; Aspergillaceae
Exons: 2
Coding region: 1-846 (281 amino acids)
Biological process (GO): GPI anchor biosynthetic process
Cellular component (GO): mannosyltransferase complex; endoplasmic reticulum membrane
Molecular function (GO): mannosyltransferase activity
Source: RefSeq, a predicted model, not a curated record
AUGCCUCUCACCCUCCCCCUCCUCCCCCGCCAUGUCCCCUCCUUCCUCCCUUACAUCCUCCUCGCGCUCCUCCUCCUUACAACCCUCGCAGCCGCCAAUGUCGAAAAGACCAUCUUCCUCGCCCCUCCCCCUACCACAAUCCCAACCCCACAUCCCCCAAUCGACGACCUAGGUCUUGCGCGCCUCUCCCCCUCCCACCCCAUCCUCCGCACACACCUCAACGCAUCCUUCCCAACCCAAUCCUCACCAGGGACCGAAUCCUGGUUCUUUCUCCAAAAUCUCACUCCUGGCCGACGCUAUGAAGUACGCAUCUGUUGGCUAGCAACUCAACCAACAUCCUUCACCCUAACAACAUACACCCUCCCGCACGCCCUCUCAGAUACCUUCCUCCUAUCGUCCAUAACAAACUACUCCUCCUCACGCCUCGCCAGCACUCCAGACUCCGAGUUUGACCUCAAUCUCGACGACACAACCACCACCAACUUCAAUCCCGAAACUCCCCUCGACAGCAACGAACCCAUUACAGACUCGGUCCUGUUUCUACGUAUCCGCGCCGCGGCAGACUAUUACACCACGGAUAAGGAGCUGAUGACGCAUGUGCCGCCCGUGGCGGUGGAUGUGAUUCUGGAUCCGUUCCUGGGGAAUGUGUUUCCAAGGUCGUUGGUGCCGACGGCGUGUUACGGGGUAAUAGUGGCUGGGGUGGCAUUUUUGGUGGGGAAGUGGGUGGUUGGGGAGUUGGGGAGAGUGGUGGAUGAUAUGGCUGAGGAAAGGGAGAAGGAAGAGGGAGAUGAGGAUGUGGAUGGGGCGAUAGUAGAUGGGAUGAGAGAGGGGAAGAAGGUGCGGUGA